UCUCUCUCUCAUUCAUAUUUUCAAAUUAGUAUCAACAAGAAGAAAAAAAAAAGAAUGGCAAAAGCUAUGGAGGUCUGGGUGGGAGAGAUGAAAAAGAUGGGUGAGAAGAUAAACCGUAGAAACCCAUUGAUGCAAAAGAAGAAGAGUACAUCUUCUGUUGUGUCUGAACAACAGCAAGGAGAAGAAGAAAGAAGGCUUAAACAAAAGGUAAGAGAGAAAGAUGAAGCUGCAACCAUGUCUGAGAUCACUGUGUGUCUUCUCAUGGACCGUUUUGUUCCAUGGUGAUACUCCAAUUAUUUUGAGAUGGUGAUGAUGUGUAUACAUAUCUAGAUUUACAUGUAUAUCUUUGUCUAUAGAAGUUGUCAUGUUCUUACAUUUCCUUGUAAAUUUAUGAAAGCGAUGUGUGUUUAAGAGCAAUCAUCUAUUCUGUAUUUCUGUUCAAUCAAGAAUGUUCAAUUA
This is a messenger RNA of Brassica napus (rape), 459 nucleotides long. RefSeq lists its product as uncharacterized. The record is from RefSeq and is a predicted model, not a curated record. Lineage: Eukaryota; Viridiplantae; Streptophyta; Magnoliopsida; Brassicales; Brassicaceae. The transcript has a single exon. Bases 55 to 285 code for a protein of 76 amino acids.